UCCUUAAAUACCACUCCUCCCAUCUACUUCCAACCUCGCACCAUCAUCAUCACAGAAACUCUGUAUCUAUAUGCGCAAAUAUAGUCUAAAACUCAAACUGCAGUACAGAGUUUGUGAGUGAGUGAAGGGUUUUGCUAAUGGAGAAGAAUGAGGCUUCCUCUUUCUCUAGCUUUCACGCUUACGUCCGGGCACUCUCCGAUACCCCUCGCCGCCUGGCGCUCCGGGCGGGCUCUGUCUCCACGUCGUUAGAGGAGACGAGCCACGUCCGCGCUCUGUCAGGGGGCGGCAUGAAGAGGAGUCUCCGGUGGUACGACUUGGUCGGCUUCGGCCUCGGCGGGAUGGUCGGCGCCGGCAUCUUCGUGACCGCCGGUCACGCCAGCCAUGACUGUGCCGGCCCUGCCGUUAUCCUGUCCUUCGCCAUUGCCGGUCUCUGCGCCCUCCUCUCAGCGUUCUGCUACACCGAGUUCGCCGUCGAGAUGCCUGUCGCCGGCGGCGCUUUCAGCUACAUCCGCACUACAUUCGGGGAAUUUCUGGCAUUCAUAACCGGAGCUAACCUAAUCAUCGAUUACGUCCUCUCCAACGCCGCCGUGGCGAGGAGCUUCACGGGGUACUUAUGCACAACCAUCGGCCUACGCCGCCUACCGCACGUAACGAAGCUGAGAAUCACCAUCUCCGCUCUGCCAAAAGGCUUCAACGAGAUCGAUUUCGUAGCAGUGGCGGUUGUUUUAGCCCUAACCGUAGUCAUCUGCUACAGGUUUUCCACAACCACAACCACAUUCCACUCAUUACUCCAUUUUUUUUCCGCGAUUCAACCGUUACAUUAUAUCUCUAAUCAUUUUCCUCCCUCUCUCAGUACAAGAGGAAGUUCCGUGUUCAACAUGACGCUAACAGUGCUGCACAUCCUGUUCAUCGUGUUCGUGAUAGCGAUAGGGUUCUCCAAGGGCGAUUCGAAGAACCUAACUCAUCCGGCGGAUCCGAAGCUGGCGGGCGGGUUCUCGCCGUUCGGCGCCUCCGGAGUGUUCAGCGGCGCCGCCAUGGUGUACCUGAGCUACAUCGGAUACGACGCCGUGUCGACAAUGGCGGAGGAAGUUAGGAAUCCGGUUAAGGAUAUCCCUAUCGGCGUCUCGGGGUCAGUUAUCCUUGUGACCAUCCUUUAUUGCCUGAUGGCCGCUUCUCUAUCCAUGCUCCUCCCCUAUGAUAGGAUUGAUCCGGAUGCACCAUUCAAUGGGGCGUUCAGCGAGGGGUCGCGAGGGUGGAGAUGGGUGUCCAACGUCAUAGGGGCGGGGGCCAGCUUCGGGAUACUCACAUCACUGUUGGUGGCGAUGCUGGGGCAGGCUCGGUACAUGUGUGUGAUCGGACGGUCAGGAGUGGUCCCCAACUGGUUCGCCAAGGUUCAUCCUAGGACGUCCACGCCCGUCAACGCUUCCGUCUUCCUCGGGAUCUUCACUGCAGCCAUUGCGCUUUUCACUGAUUUACAAAUCCUCUUGAACCUGGUGACAAUCGGCACCCUCUUCGUGUUCUACAUGGUCGCAAAUGCGGUGAUCUACAAGCGCUAUGUCACGGUGGGAUCAACCAAUCCGUGGCCAACCCUGUCUUACCUCUUCUGCUUCACCCUCACUUCGGUCUUGUUCACGCUGCUGUGGCACUGCGCACCGCCAGGCAAGGCGAAGGCCUUGGUGCUGGGCGGUUGCACCCUCAUCGCCAUCGCCAUUCUCCAGCUAUUCCAGUAUAUGGUGCCCCAGGCGAAGAAACCCGAGCUGUGGGGUGUCCCAUUGAUGCCAUGGAUUCCAUCCAUGUCCAUCUUCCUCAAUAUAUUCCUGUUGGGUUCCCUUGACCGGCCAUCCUAUAUCCGGUUCGGAUUCUUUUCGGGCCUUGCAGUGAUUGUGUAUGUGCUAUACAGUGUCCAUGCUAGCUUUGAUGCUGGGGAACAAAAAACACUUGGUCAAGAGAAUAUUGAGAUGGGGAAGGAAUAUAAUGUACCCCGGGACCAUUCUCUCAAAGUAUAAAUGUGUAAUGGCUCAUAUAUUUUAACCUUUUUCUUUUGCUUAGCUUCUUACAUGGAAUAGAGAAGUCCAGUGGGAUAGGCUGCAAUUUUGCAGCACUUGGCAACUUGUAUAGUUUGAUUCCCAGUAUUAUUAUUGGACUUCCGUUCAACAUCUCCAAAAUGCUAAUUUUAAGUCAACUAUUGUUGGGGUUAGCUA
Molecule: messenger RNA, 2201 nt
Organism: Ipomoea nil (Japanese morning glory)
Lineage: Eukaryota; Viridiplantae; Streptophyta; Magnoliopsida; Solanales; Convolvulaceae
Product: cationic amino acid transporter 6, chloroplastic-like
Exons: 4
Coding region: 138-2006 (622 amino acids)
Biological process (GO): transmembrane transport; amino acid transport
Cellular component (GO): plasma membrane
Molecular function (GO): amino acid transmembrane transporter activity
Source: RefSeq, a predicted model, not a curated record